Messenger RNA from Pararge aegeria (speckled wood butterfly), 1434 nucleotides. Its product is annotated as tRNA pseudouridine synthase-like 1. Bases 204 to 1163 code for a protein of 319 amino acids. NCBI's taxonomy places the organism in Eukaryota, Metazoa, Arthropoda, Insecta, Lepidoptera, Nymphalidae. The transcript has 6 exons. The record is from RefSeq and is a predicted model, not a curated record. Gene Ontology annotation, biological process: tRNA pseudouridine synthesis. Gene Ontology annotation, molecular function: RNA binding; pseudouridine synthase activity.
AAAGUCUAGUAGAUAUUUUGCUGUUUAUAGAAUAUUUUAGAACACUGAAUAUAAGUUUAUCCAUUCUGACAGUUGAAGUCAUUAACACUUGGUGACAGGAGCUAAAAAUAUAUCAGCUGCUUUUGAGGCCCGUGUUUAUGUUUUCAUAAUUCUGUAAGAAGAAGCUGUUUUAUAAAAAUAAUGCUAACUGUUUAUGUUAAAUAAUGAAAGCUAGAUAUCUAACAUUCUUUUCCUAUAUUGGUACAAAAUUCAGGUCCUCGGAGAAGCUCUGGCUCAAAGAAGGUCGCAAUUACCCCGAUCCUGAAAGCGUGCAAGGCUUAAUGGAACUAGCCCUACUCAAAAUAAGGCCCUUGAAUUAUCCCAACCUUACUUUAUCAAGCCGCACAGAUGGUGGAGUGCAUGCACUCAAAUCAAGUGCUCACUUUGACUUGGAGAGAAAGGGAGAAGACGUAUUUGAAUCAAAUUAUGUCACAUAUGAAAUGAACAAGUACUUCUUCAAAAAUGAUAUCAGUAUAAUUGUGAGGACAUGUUUGAGGGUCAACGACAACUUCAGUGCUAGAUUCAAUGCUCUAUCAAGAACAUAUUUAUACAGAUUAGCAGUACUAAAGCCUGAAGUGGCGUCAAAAGACAAGACUACAAUAGCAUCGUAUAUACCAAUCGAGGAAUGGAAAAGAUGUCAAUUUGUAAGACGCAGUGAGUUUGAUAUCGAAAGAUUCAAAGAAGGGGCAGCCUAUCUUGAGGGCUACCACGAUUUCACCACCUUCAAAAAGUUUGACAAGUUACUGCAGACCAAACACAAUCGCAGAGAAAUCAAGUCUAUAGUUGUUAAACCUGGUCGCCCGUGUACAACUUCUUACUGCACUGGUUUGGAAAACGGUUUCACUUAUUGGGAUAUUGAGAUAAAGGCGAAGGCUUUCGUACACAAUCAGAUACGUCGCAUGAUAGGCACGUUAAUAUCGGUAGCUAUUGGAAAGUUGGAACCGCACGACGUCAAAGUGAUGCUUCAAAUACCCUCAAAGCACUCCUGGCACACGUUCAUACAAACCUGUCCACCCAACGGCUUGUACCUCUGCAAUGUGGAAUAUAACCCAGAAGAUCUCAUUUACAACCCAGAAAAAAGCACAAACAUGAAAAAUAUUCAUGAAGAGCUUGAAAGUGAAUAGAAGUGAAACUGAAAGUGAACUUUGAUCUUUUAACUGAUUAGCGUGAAAAAGUAUUCUGUGAAUUAGAAUGUCUAAACUUAAAAGGUAAAAAAACUUUAUUAAUAUAAUAAAGUGAUUAAGUGACAUUUAAGUCUAUUACAAUGAAACUCGCUUCAUAUAAAGAUUACAAAGUGGGUCUUAAUAGCCUACCUUGAGACACACCCCAUGUUUAUAGUGUUGAACCACUGUUUCCAAUCUUAAUUAUUUAGAUCUCCUAAUAAUUUUAUCAUUU